UAAAACAAAAUCGUCUUCAGCUUUCUUUAUUUAUUCCCUUGCUUUCUUCAAGGCCAAAUAGUUCAGUGAAAAAAGGUAAAGAAGAGAGACUAGGGAGCAAUCUAAUUUACACCCAAGAAGAUUCACCAAUCACCGACAAACAAACAAGAUUAAAUAAUGGUGCUCUCUGAUUUCACUGGAGUUGGUGUUGGAUUCGGGUUCGGUGUUGGCUGUGGAUUUGGCGUUGGCUGGGGUUUUGGAGGAAUGCCUAUGAACAUUUUAGGGGUUGGUGCAGGUGGCGGUUGCGGAGUUGGUUUGGGCCUCGGGUGGGGUUUCGGGACUGCUUUUGGGAGUCACUACCGAUCAUCUAGACUCACAUUUCAAGGCAUCGAGUUAGAGAACACCAAUAAUAAACGUGAGGAUAAGGCGGCCAACAUGUCCAAAACCACCACUUAAUAAAGCAGUCUCGGAUUUUAGCCCCAGAUUGGUGAUUGAUUGUAAAAGAAACAUCUUUACUUCCUUCUCAGUGUAUAUCACUUCAGAAGUUCAGAUACUCGAAUCAAUAAUAUAUUCGAAUUGACUU
This is a messenger RNA of Camelina sativa (false flax), 562 nucleotides long. Its product is annotated as protein TRIGALACTOSYLDIACYLGLYCEROL 5, chloroplastic. NCBI's taxonomy places the organism in Eukaryota, Viridiplantae, Streptophyta, Magnoliopsida, Brassicales, Brassicaceae. The record is from RefSeq and is a predicted model, not a curated record.